Anneissia japonica is the source of this 849-nucleotide messenger RNA. RefSeq lists its product as uncharacterized. The transcript has a single exon. The record is from RefSeq and is a predicted model, not a curated record. NCBI's taxonomy places the organism in Eukaryota, Metazoa, Echinodermata, Crinoidea, Comatulida, Comatulidae. The coding region runs from base 1 to 849 and encodes 282 amino acids.
AUGCUUCAGCUUAUGGUGAGAGAAACCAACAGGUACGCUCGAAAGCUCAUCCAAAAUGCAGGUAAUGUAGGUAACUCCAUUUUGAAAGAUUGGCGUGAUACGGAUGUAAAUGAGGUAAGGGCUUUUAUUACUUUACUUUUAGCUCUAGGAAUGGUUAGGCAUGGCAGAUAUGAGUCGCAUUGGUCGACCCAUUGGCUUCUGGAUCAUCCUGGACUUAGAUCUGUUAUGUCCAGAAACAGAUUUUAUCUGUUGCUUAGAUGUAUUCAUCUUGUAGAUGAUGAUGAUGCUCUUCCCGGAGACGACCCGAAUUAUGACAAGGCUUUCAAGGUUAGAUUUUUUAUGGAUCAUGUUGUAAAUAAUUUUCAGACAGCUUUUUAUCCCUCCAGGAAUGUGUCAGUAGAUGAGAGUGUGAUUGCCUUCAAGGGUAGAGUUGGUUUCAAGACUUACCAUCCAAAGAAACCGCACAAACGAGGGAUGACUGCCUGGACAUUGGCCGAUUCCAAGACUGGAUACGUAUUUAAUUCGGAACUGUAUAUUGGGAAUAAUCAAGCUAACGCCACACAGGUGACAGUUAUGAAUCUUUGUCAACCAAUCACAGGUAAGAAACAUCAUGUCUAUAUGGACAAUUAUUUUUCUUCUCCAGAUCUAUUUACCCGGCUAGCAGAUGAAGGUUUGGGUGCAUGCGGCACUUUGAGAACAAACAGGAGAGGAACACCCAAUGCCAUUCAAAAUGCAAAUCCUGCCGUUGGUGAUUCUGUGUUUGAAAGAGACGGUAAGUUGCUCUUUAUUGCUUGGACGGACAAGAGAAAGGUAAGUGUUGAGUACAGUUCACAAUUCUAUGACAUUUGA